CCUCGCCCCGCCAAGCAUGGACUCCCUUCUGUAUCUCCAGGGCAAUGACGACGAUGACGACGAUGACGAGGAGGAGGGCGAGGAGGAGAUUGAGGCCGGCGUGGACGCAGCCGCGGCUGCGGGCUCGGGCGGAGCUGGGAGCAGCGCGCUCGACUUUGAGGCGGUGAAGCGCGCCGGCUACACCGGGUCGAACACGGCGCUGAGCGACACGGCGACGUCGAAGCGGCUCGACGAGGAGGCCAAGGAGCGGCGCGCCGCCAAGGAGGCGGCGGCAGCAGCCGAUGCCGAGGCGGAGGAGGCACGUGCGGCUGCACUCGCGCAGGAGGAGCGGACACUCCUCGACCGCAAGCUGAUUGACGAAAAGUACCCCAAGCAGAACCGCUUCAGCAAGACGGGCGAGGACUUUCGGAAGAAGGAGGCGCGCAAGCGCAAGAUGGGCCAGCAAAACUCGGGCGGCGACUGGGUGCAAGAGGAGAAGAGACGGAUUCGGCACGCGGGGAUGAACUGCGACAGUUGACGAGCCUGCUCUGGCAGUCGGGAGUGUGGAAGUGUGUCUGGGCGUCUGGGGGUGGAUGGGCGAACAUGGGGUCGUGGAGCGGUCACGUGUGGGAGUGCGUGAAUGGCACGACCACUCUGGGGGAGGCGCACGUGUGGUGUAGAUUACCCGUUGGCAUGUUUGUUCUGCAUUGCGCGCUCUCUCUCUCUUUGAAUAGAGCCGUAGAGAGUGCAACGGCGAUUUUGACUUUUGUG
Emiliania huxleyi CCMP1516 is the source of this 750-nucleotide messenger RNA. RefSeq lists its product as hypothetical. NCBI's taxonomy places the organism in Eukaryota, Haptophyta, Isochrysidales, Noelaerhabdaceae. Bases 17 to 517 code for a protein of 166 amino acids. The record is from RefSeq and is a predicted model, not a curated record. The transcript is spliced from 4 exons.